AGCCAUUUGGGUUCAAGUUUGGAUCAAGUAGUUUUUCGUUCCAAAUAUUUUCGCAAGUACCCGAAUUCCCAAUACAUACAGCGUUCCUGCCACCAUCUCUUACGCAUAGCGUCAACCCAUGCAUCUUGCCACGAUGAUCCGCGCGGGCUGCUUGGUGGCCUGCGCUGCCGUGGCGAGCGGGCUCGCGAUGCAGCGUCGUUCAGCCCACUCGGUCUUCUUUCUGGGAUCUUCUGUGGACAGGUACGCAGUGGCGGAUUUCUGUGGGACCGACGGUAAGAAAUUUUACAGAUUGAGUUGCGUAAACGAGGAACGGGAUCUCGCCGUGGGCUAUGCCGCUCACCCUGGAGUGGGCAUUCAUGGUGAUUUCCAUCCGCCUUUCUGGAACCACACCUAUCCCAUUGUCGAACAUAGCGACGUGUCCAGUAGCCAGGAACUGCGCAAAGGGAUCAUGGGCAUCAUGAACAUGAAGGGAGAGGAGUUCCCAGACAUGAUUGUGGUAGAAAGCUCCCUCUGGGAUCUUUUCACCUGGGCUUCGUGGGGCGUCAAGAACGUGACGAAAGAGCGUCUGCACCAGUGGGGUCGCCGUGAUUUGAAACAUCUUAUGGCUCGUGUGUCCGAGACGUUCCCUCAAAGCCGCAUCGUCUUCAGAACUGCGCCUCGUGUUCACCAUUCAGUGUUUCUUAACGUAAUUCUCAAGGAUGAGUUUCACAAAUCCACGACUGUAAGCUAUCCGGACGUCGCGGUGGUGUCUGUUAAGGCGAUGGAUUGGAUGAAGCAUGAAGUGGAUAAGGAGAUGCAAAAUGGCAAGCUCUACGGCUUGUACGAGGUGGUGGACUAUUACAAGAUCAUGAACGAGCUUAUCGAAGAGCGCGGGUUCGUUCCGUCUUUGUGGAUGAAGGAUGGAACCCAUCCGAGCAUGGUGGCAUCCAGGCGCUACAUGAAUGCGAUACUCCAGCUCAUGCAGCUUCCAACGGUGAGCCAGCAGGACUCGGGGAGGCGGGAGAAGGCAUACUUCGACGACGUUUCGGAUGACAGUGUCUUGUUCCCGUAAGCACUGCGGUGCUGUGGCCGGAGAGGGAGAUGUGAUGAGGGUGUCGUGGGCAAGAGGAUUGAGGGGAAGUAGUUCUUGCCGAAAUUCCGAAGCCAGAAUUUCGGCCACAUUCGCAGGAUAACACUGUGGGGGGCUUGCUUACUCGGCGGCGCGUUUGGCAAUGCCAGUGGCGUGCAUCAUCAGCA
Molecule: messenger RNA, 1236 nt
Organism: Prorocentrum cordatum
Lineage: Eukaryota; Dinophyceae; Prorocentrales; Prorocentraceae
Source: the annotation of a GenBank genome assembly